Rubroshorea leprosula is the source of this 592-nucleotide messenger RNA. The record is from the annotation of a GenBank genome assembly. Lineage: Eukaryota; Viridiplantae; Streptophyta; Magnoliopsida; Malvales; Dipterocarpaceae.
UGGGUAGGUUUGUGCCCAUGAUUUGCUGGGUUUGCUUUCUGAAAAUAACAGGAAACCAGACCAAAUUAGUGUUCGUUAAGGACUUCAAGACCAAGAUGACAAUGACUCUGGUAGAAUGGAGGUGAAGAGUCUCAAUGCAAUAAGGAUCGCACUCAAGAAUCUCCAAGACUAGCUCAAUAUUUUUUCAUGAGAAAUAGCCAAGGGAGUUCUUUGGGAGAAAGAUCACAAAAAUUCACUUUCUGAGUUGAUCAUGUUGGCAUUGCUUCUCUGAUUUGAUGAAGAAGCCGUUGGUUUUUGAAGUUCAGGAAUUUGCAAGUAUUUUUGGAGGACAAGUUUCUUUUAGCAGCCUAGGCAUGGUGAGCACAGCUAAUAUUCGUUGUGAGUGAGUAGGCAUUCGUUGUGAGUGAGUAGGCAUGAUGAGCAUAGCUAAUAUUUUAACUUUUUUGCAUUUGGCCAUUUUAAUCUUCUUGCGCCCUUUUUUAAAUAUUUAUAAUUUAUUUUUUUCCUUCAGGCAUAUGAAGCAUGGCUGGGUGAAGGAUAUGGUAGUUUGUAAUAUCAGGUUAUUUGGAAAAAUUAAACUGUUAUGAAGGAG